This is a messenger RNA of Mollisia scopiformis, 1698 nucleotides long. RefSeq lists its product as uncharacterized. The record is from RefSeq and is a predicted model, not a curated record. The transcript is spliced from 3 exons. NCBI's taxonomy places the organism in Eukaryota, Fungi, Ascomycota, Leotiomycetes, Helotiales, Mollisiaceae. Gene Ontology annotation, molecular function: metal ion transmembrane transporter activity. Gene Ontology annotation, biological process: metal ion transport; transmembrane transport. Gene Ontology annotation, cellular component: membrane. Bases 50 to 1408 code for a protein of 452 amino acids.
UUUCUUCAACAGUGCGAAACUGAAGCAGGAAAGCAGAGAAAUUUGUGCAAUGCCUAUCAUAGACAACACACCAGUAUCUCCAUAUCAGGACUAUGUCAGUGGUCUGGUUCCAAAUAAACACGGAUAUCUUGCCGAGUUACUCCAACUGCAGCGCUCAGGACCUCAACCCACCUCCAACGAUGAACCGGUAUUCGUGAACGAGUUCCAGGUCUUGGAUAUUGUGGACGGAAAAUUCGCAUGCCAGGUUUUCAGACCAGAGUUAGUAGGCCCCGUAGAUCAGCAGUUUACUCGGCUCCUAGAAGAACAUCCGGAAGGAUUAAAAUCACGCUUCUUGAUUUUUCGUCAUAAUUCCAUACUACGCCAACAACGAACCGCUCCUCGCCUCGAAAUCAAUGGAAACUAUCUCAAUGCGAUCAGCUCGAGGUUCGAACUUGAUCCUAGCUUCUUGGAGAAACAUUUUGCAUUGUGCGAACUACACCAAAAUAAGACGAUUCCAAGGCUUGUACCUGUUCCUCUACCCAAAGACGGGUCAUGUCUACAAAUUAUGUGCAACUCUGCCUGCCACUUUACGAUGUGCAGAACUAAGGCAGAUGGCCACAAAAUUGUCGUCAUCUUCGGCUUUCACUAUUAUGAGGAGACCGAAGAUAUUCCGGACCUGACAAACGGACCUUUUCAGAGUGCUACAACCGGGAAAAUAUCAAUUGAAGACGUUCUUGCGAUUCAAGAACAACCUCUGCAUUUGCUUUAUAACACGAUAUUGGAUGCUUUACUUGAAUUUGGGAUGAUUUGCUUUCGAGCAGAAUGGGAUCCCAGAGCCAACGAGCUGACGGCCGAAAAACUAUUGGAAAGACGUCAAAGACUCAGAACUGAGCAUCUAGCUUUGGCAGCCACACGGAGGAGUUUAGGAAUGUUCUCUGACAAGAGUCGCAUCAAUCAUGGGGCAUCGGAUGCUAAAUGGCGAACACUGACAGAUAACCUUACAGCUCUCCUCGAAACUUCUGAUAAAAUCAACACAGAGCUCAAAGACCAUCUCCAGUCUACGCAUAGUAUCGACGCUAUCGAAGAGGCACGAAGAGGCCUGCGACAGAACGAGACUCUUAAAAGAUUGACUAUAGUCGCAUUCAUCUUCAUUCCAGUCAACCUUUCAUGUGCCUUUUUCAGCAUGAACGUCAAGCAGCUCAACAACUCGAGUAUGGACAUAGGUUACUUUUUCUUGGGCAUACUCGUCUCUGGAUUUCUAGCUUGGGCACUUGCAGCAGCCAUUUCUUCCACCUUCAGAGCUUUAGCACGCGCUCGGGCCGAGAUUUCGAAGGAUGGACGGAAGCCGGUGUCUCCAAAUGGCGGACGUAGCGAGCCACUUGAGAAGAACAGAGUCGCCGAUGAGGUACCUGUCUCAUGGGUUAUCUAAGAAUGGUUGCUGAAACACUCUAAACAUUUUCUGGCUUGUGCUAAGCUUUGGGCGUAAGUGAAGCUGGAACUGAGCGAGGAGAAUGGAAAUGACGAUUACCGCUGGGAACUGAAGAGCAGUGGGCCGAUUCCAAAAUGGAAGGCAUUUGUCAAAAUAUGUCAUCAUGUUCGUACGAAAGUACAUGCUAUGGCAAGGGCAAGAAAUUCUGCCUCGGUAACUGAGCCGGCAACUGGGGGCACUGCUGAACCAUGAUACGGUGCUAUAUUGCAGUAAAACACGUAUUAGACCUG